Conger conger (European conger) is the source of this 2003-nucleotide messenger RNA. RefSeq names its product adenosylhomocysteinase-like 1 (gene ahcyl1). Gene Ontology annotation, cellular component: cytosol. The record is from RefSeq and is a predicted model, not a curated record. Bases 312 to 1970 code for a protein of 552 amino acids. Gene Ontology annotation, biological process: L-methionine cycle. Lineage: Eukaryota; Metazoa; Chordata; Actinopteri; Anguilliformes; Congridae. The transcript is spliced from 17 exons.
CUUUAGAAAGAGAGUGAGUGGGGUAAUGCUCCUGUAAACCCUGCAGCGAUUGCAAUAUUAAUAUAUAACAUAAGAUAAAACUCGUUGAAAUAAAACAUUCACCAUUCAAAAAUAUAGCCGGGAAACGUGCAUUUGUUUCGACACAAACUGAGUAUCCUUACUAGCGGUUCUAGCUAACCGUACGUCUUUCUUGAAAAUAAGCGGACCAAGGUGACCACUCAGAAUCAUACAUAUUUGACAGCUUGCAUUUGGAGCUUACAGAAUAUUACCCGCAAUAGGCUACUUUAGCUAUCUGAUAGCCGUUGAUUGUGAUGUCGGACUCUGUCGGUGACGGGAAGUUGGAGGUGAAACAGGCCAGUAAAGAAGUCAAAGAGAGCGAGAAUGUAGCGGAAAAAUAUUCGGCGAUGACAGUGAGCAAGAACAGCGAGAUGAACGUUGGUGAACUAUCCGCAGCGUUCACUGCGGUCCCUACUCACAAAUCUGUCAAGAAGCAGAUCCAGUUUGCAAACCAAGAGGACAAGCAGGAGUUCAGCAAGUUUCCCACCAAGGCAGGACGACGUUCCCUCUCCCGCUCCAUCUCCCAGUCCUCUACUGACAGCUACAGCUCAGCGGCCUCGUACACGGACAGCUCGGAUGACGAGACCUCGCCUCGGGACAAGACGCAGGUCAACUCCAAGGGCGGCAGCGACUUCUGCGUGAAGAACAUCAAGCAGGCCGAGUUCGGCCGCCGAGAGAUUGAGAUCGCCGAGCAAGACAUGUCUGCCCUGAUCUCUCUCAGGAAGAGGGCACAGGGAGAGAAGCCCCUCGCUGGAGCCAAAAUAGUGGGCUGUACCCACAUCACUGCCCAGACUGCUGUGCUGAUUGAGACUCUAGUUGCUCUGGGGGCAGAGUGCCGCUGGACUGCCUGCAACAUCUACUCCACGCAGAACGAAGUGGCCUCUGCACUAUCAGAGAGUGGGGUUGCUGUCUAUGCCUGGAAGGGGGAGUCGGAGGACGAUUUCUGGUGGUGCAUCGACCGCUGCGCCAACAUGGAGGGCUGGCAGGCCAACAUGAUCCUGGAUGAUGGUGGUGACCUGACGCACUGGGUAUAUAAGAAGUACCCCAACGUCUUUAAGAAGAUCCAGGGUAUCGUGGAGGAGAGUGUCACUGGCGUACACAGGCUGUACCAGCUGUCCAAGGCCGGCAAGCUCAGCGUUCCUGCCAUGAACGUGAAUGACUCGGUCACCAAACAGAAGUUUGACAACAUGUACUGCUGCCGGGAGUCCAUUUUGGAUGGGCUGAAGAGGACCACUGAUGUGAUGUUUGGUGGAAAGCAAGUUGUUGUUUGUGGUUACGGAGAGGUCGGGAAAGGCUGCUGCACCGCGCUGAAGGCCCUGGGAGCCAUCGUCUGCAUCACAGAGAUCGACCCCAUCUGUGCUCUGCAGGCCUGCAUGGACGGCUUCAGAGUUGUGAAACUGAACGAGGUCAUUCGCCAGGUGGACGUCAUCAUCACGUGCACAGGAAAUAAGAAUGUGGUGAUUAGAGACCAGCUGGACCGUAUGAAGAAUGGAUGCAUCGUGUGCAAUAUGGGCCACUCCAACACAGAGAUCGAUGUGGCCAGCUUACGGACCCCAGAACUCACCUGGGAGAGGGUGCGGUCACAGGUGGACCACGUCAUCUGGCCCGAUGGCAAGAGGGUUGUCCUCCUGGCUGAGGGACGCCUUUUGAACCUGAGCUGCUCCACAGUUCCUACGUUCGUCCUGUCAAUCACAGCCACAACUCAGGCUCUGGCCUUGAUCGAACUGUACAACGCACCGGAGGGCCGGUACAAACAGGACGUCUACCUGCUGCCCAAGAAGAUGGAUGAGUAUGUUGCCAGCCUGCACCUUCCCACUUUUGAUGCCCACCUGACAGAACUCUCAGACGAGCAGGCAAAGUACUUGGGCUUAAACAAGAAUGGCCCAUUCAAACCCAACUACUACAGAUAUUAGUGCAGAUGGACCAGAGUGCACUUCCAGAUGUAC